Ornithodoros turicata is the source of this 1159-nucleotide messenger RNA. RefSeq names its product glucose dehydrogenase [FAD, quinone]-like. The transcript has 5 exons. NCBI's taxonomy places the organism in Eukaryota, Metazoa, Arthropoda, Arachnida, Ixodida, Argasidae. The coding region runs from base 1 to 744 and encodes 247 amino acids. Gene Ontology annotation, molecular function: oxidoreductase activity, acting on CH-OH group of donors; flavin adenine dinucleotide binding. The record is from RefSeq and is a predicted model, not a curated record.
AUGUGCGUGGUCGCACGCUGGGACGGUGUCGGACCGUUGGCACUGCCCGGAUCAGAAGUGUACUGGUUCGUCAACUCAAGUUUUGCUAACGUCAGUUAUCCAGAUGUUCAGAUCACCAUUGCGUACCCAAGCCUCUCGGAUCCAGACACUGAGAAAGUGAUGACAAAUCUAAGAUGGCUGAGAAAAGACGUGUACGACAGAUAUUGUUUGCCGAACAGGGGAAAGCCAGGAUUCUAUGCAAGACUGAUGUUGAAUCGACCAUCAUCUAGAGGAGAGCUUACCCUACAGACAAGCGAUAUGCAUGAUUAUCCACUCCUCAACCCAAAGUAUUUUUCGGAUGAGAGAGACAUUCAAUUUGCUGUUGAAGCGUCAAAGCUAGCGGUGCGACUCCUGACUACCCGCGCUAUGAAGAGUCAUGGUGUAAGGCUCUGGGACAUUCCUUUUCCCGGGUGCGAGAUGUUCGCCAUGUACAGUGAUGAAUAUCUCGCCUGCUUGGCGACGCAGCAAACAUCGUCGGGUCUCCAUUUUGUAGGGACAUGCAAGAUGGGAAGCGACAGAAGUUCCGUAGUGGACCCUAGCCUCAAGCUCAGAGGAGGCGUGCAGAACUUGCGUGUGGUGGACGCCUCCGUGAUGCCAAACGUGGUUUCUGGAAAUACUAUGGCCGCAGUGUACAUGAUCGCAGCGAAGGGAGCCCAUAUGAUACUCGAAGACAACGGCUACUGUACCACCGCGCAAAAUAAUUAGGACCACGUCAGUGCGUCUCAAUAGAAUGAGAGUGCAUCAAUGCUGGAUUGUCGGCCUCUACACGUUCUACGACGUUUAUGCAAAGUUCCAUGAGGCUGCUCAAUUGAUUUUCUUGGUCGAUAAAUGUUGGUGCAAUAUUGGCAUUCAGACAGUUCCACUGUCCCAGUGUACGCAAACAAUAUCAACAAAGGACACCUGCCUUUAAACAACUAACUAUAUUAUCAUGUAUGCUAACAAUAAUAUUUGCAAAAUGUACUAACAAAAUAUAGUGAAGAUAAUUACCAAGAAUAUAGUUGUUUGCCAUUUGUUACAUGUAAACCUACUUCCAGUUAUGUUCAUUGUCGUUUGUUGUUUUUUAUUUAAAUUGCAGCCCUGCGAGACUAAGAAAAAUAAAGUGUGCUUUCUUCAAAAACGA